This is a messenger RNA of Heteronotia binoei (common prickly gecko), 1382 nucleotides long. It is a transcript of the gene TYMS, whose product is annotated as thymidylate synthetase. The record is from RefSeq and is a predicted model, not a curated record. Gene Ontology annotation, molecular function: thymidylate synthase activity. NCBI's taxonomy places the organism in Eukaryota, Metazoa, Chordata, Lepidosauria, Squamata, Gekkonidae. Bases 140 to 1075 code for a protein of 311 amino acids. Gene Ontology annotation, biological process: dTMP biosynthetic process. Gene Ontology annotation, cellular component: mitochondrion; cytosol. The transcript has 7 exons.
GGACCAGCCAAUAACAGACCCGUUCCGCUAGCGCUUCUCGCCCCUCGGUUUCUCCUAUUGGCUGUACAGAAAAAUUGCGCGCCAAAUCAAAAAUUGGCGAGCGAGGAGUCGUUUCUUGCUACAUCCACAUAGCUUCAACAUGCCCGCCGACUUGGAUGUCAGGCAGUGCCCAGCGCUGCCUCACGAAGAGCCUCUCGGAGCCACCUCGCCUCCUCAUGGGGAGCUUCAAUACCUGAAGCAGGUCGAGCACAUCCUGCAGUUCGGGCAUAAGAAGCAGGACCGAACGGGGACCGGCACCGUCUCCGUCUUCGGCAUGCAGGCGCGGUACAGCCUCCGAGAUAGCUUCCCAUUGCUAACAACAAAAAGAGUGUUCUGGAAGGGAGUACUUGAAGAACUACUUUGGUUUAUCAAGGGUUCUACAAAUGCAAAAGAGCUUUCUGCUAAAGGUGUCAAGAUCUGGGAUGCCAAUGGUUCUCGUGAAUUCUUAGACAAGCAGGGAUUCUUUUCUAGAGAGGAAGGGGACUUGGGUCCAGUUUAUGGUUUCCAGUGGAGACAUUUUGGAGCAGAAUACAAAGAUAUGAAUACAGAUUAUGCAGGAAAAGGAGUAGAUCAGUUGCAGCAGGUUAUUGAUACAAUCAGAAAUAAUCCAGAUAACAGAAGAAUAAUCAUGUGUGCAUGGAAUCCUAAAGAUAUCUCUGCAAUGGCCUUGCCUCCAUGUCAUGCUCUCUGCCAGUUCUAUGUUUUAAACGGUGAACUCUCCUGUCAGUUGUAUCAGCGUUCAGGAGACAUGGGUUUGGGAGUACCCUUCAAUAUUGCAAGUUACUCACUUCUCACAUUGAUGAUUGCUCACAUCACAGGCUUGAAGCCUGGAGAAUUUGUACAUACAUUAGGAGAUGCUCAUAUAUACCUAAACCAUAUUGAACCAUUGAAAAUCCAGCUUCAGAGGGAACCAAGACCUUUUCCCAAGCUCAGCAUUCUUCGCCAAGUUGAAAACAUCAAUGAUUUUAAAGCAGAUGACUUCAAAAUAGAAGGUUAUAACCCUCAUCCAGCUAUUAAAAUGGAAAUGGCUGUUUAAUUACCUUGCUUCAAGGAGUGUUACUUACCUUAAUCUUUUUAAUAGUGUUUUUAAAUAUUUUAGGUAUUCAAAAUGUCUAUAAGGGCAAAAUGUGAUCCAUCUUUUGUGACAUAUUACCUUGGCCUUCAUUCACAGGGAUUAUAUGUCUUAUGAUAAAAUAUUUACACUGUAUUGUACACGUGAUGUUGUUCCCAGGGGUGCAGAUUUCUCACCUCUUUGCUGUAAAGUAACUUUAGGAUGUAUUGUUUUUUGUAUUUUUUCAAGGCUGACCAGCAUUAAUUAAUAAAAUAUACACACUUGUUCAGUA